AGGAAAUCACCAUCAAGCAAUGAGAGUGAAGAGUGUGGUAGCUCUGCUGGUGUUGCUGCACUGCUGUCUGUCUGGAGCCCAGGUCCACAGAGACGGAGUCAGUGUCCAUCAGGUUGACUAUGAGGAUGGAGAGAGCAGAGGGAACGACAUUCAGGUUGACAAACCGAGAGCGGAAGCUGCAGCCACAACACACAGCCAGCAAACCUGCCAGACUGACAUCCACACUGUGCUGAGAGAGAUGAACACCAUGAUGGUGGAGCAGAGAGUUGAGCUGAGACACACGAAGACUGAACUGGGAGCCAUGGAGGCCCGACUGAGAGCUAGUGAGAGCGAGGUGGAGGAACUGAAAUCCAAAGUGGAGGAACAGACUAGAAGGAAUGAAGCACAAGCAUUGGAACUAAGCUCCAUGGAGACUCGUUCUAACAUCACUGAGAGCCACGUUGAAGUUCUGAAGAGACAUAUUGAAGACAUAAAGGUGGCUUUCUCCGCCUCACUUGGAGGACCUGCUUUCAGUGGACAAGUUGGACCCUUCAACACUGGAACCACCCUGGUCUACAGAAGUGUUUACACAAAUAUUGGCAAUGCUUAUAACCCCACGACAGGGAUCUUCACAGCACCAGUGAGAGGACUCUAUCUGUUCAGGUUUUACAUCUUUGCAUGGGGUGAUGAUUCAGUUCCUACAACCACGGCCUUGUUUAAGAAUGGACAUCAAAUGGCUAUGGCAUUUGCUCGCCAAGCUGCUGGUAGUGUUAAUUCCUCCAAUGGCGUGUCACUGCUGCUGGAGGUGGGAGAUGUGGUCUACGUGCAUCUCUGGGCUGGGCGGCAGAUAUUUGACAAUGUAAAUCGCCUCAGCACCUUCAGUGGCCACCUGCUUUUCACUAUGUAAGAGGAUUGUUGCAGUCAUUUUAUUUCAAUAUCAAAUCAUUUCUGAGUGACAAUGAAGUACCUUACUGUGAUAGAUUUAAAUUAUAAUGGGCAAGAAUUGCUUUUUGGCAGAUAACUAUUUCUCAAGCAAGAAUUUUGCUAGGUCUGUGUGUGGUCUGAGUAGAGAAGAGAAAACUGAAAACUAGAUUUUAUUGGCAGUAACUCUCUUUGUUAUUGGUGUACUGUUAUUAACCAAUUUACUGCAUGGUGAUGUCACCAUGGAAAGCUGAAAUUCCCUACCUGAACUUAUCCAAUAAGUAAAACUAAUAAGAUUCGUUUUUUCGUUUUCUGUUGCAAAACGUUUUGUUACGG
Messenger RNA from Salvelinus sp. IW2-2015, 1236 nucleotides. Its product is annotated as caprin-2. Gene Ontology annotation, molecular function: protein binding. Lineage: Eukaryota; Metazoa; Chordata; Actinopteri; Salmoniformes; Salmonidae. The record is from RefSeq and is a predicted model, not a curated record.